AUGAAUACCAAUUCAAGAAUCAAAAUAUUCAUAUUGCGAUCUAUAGAUUCAAUAAUCUGCUGUAAAUCAUUCUAUCCGAUACAUAGGUUGUUUACGUGGCUCUAUACAAGGUAUUUGAGUUUGUUUCAUGGCAUUAAAAUUAAGAAAACAACUGUUUUCCAGGAAGUUGAUAGUAAGGCAUUAGAUGAUGCAACACUCUACAGAAAGAAUGCUGUUGCCUUUAAGGGAUUGGAUGUUGCAUUCAUAUGCGAUGGAAAUAGAAGAUGGGCCAAAAGACGUAACAUAACUGAUAAAAAAGCAAAAAUAGAUCAUGGUCUCUAUAAAAUAGAAGAAAUAUCUCAGCAUGCGUACAUUCAUGGAUUCAGAUCAGUCUCAUUCUUUGUUUUUGCAAUCAAGAACUUUGCAAGAAAUAACGAUGAAGUAGACUCAAUCAAAAACUACACCUGUUCAGCUGAAUUCAAGGGGUAUCCAUUCAAGAUUCGUAUCUAUGGCAAUUUAUCACUAUUCAAAUCAAAUCAGGUUGCUGAAAAGCUCCUUGAAUUAGAAGAGAAGACCAAGAACAAUUCAGAUGAAUUCACAAUUAACUUCUUCAUAGCCUACAACAGCAUAGAAUGCGACAAAUAUACAGAAGAAAACAGACUCUUCUUCAACAAAAACGUAGAUAUUCUGUUCAGAACAUCAGGUGAAAGAAGACUCAGUGAUUUUAUGCUUCGUCAAAUAGCCUCAGGAACGACUUUCACAACGAUUUCAUCUCUAUGGCCUGAUUUCACAAUUUCACAGCUGCUUUUGAGUUUACUUUGCUAUAGACUCGAAAGAAGAUGGUUCAAGUAA
Enterospora canceri is the source of this 831-nucleotide messenger RNA. NCBI's taxonomy places the organism in Eukaryota, Fungi, Microsporidia, Enterocytozoonidae. The record is from the annotation of a GenBank genome assembly.